AUGAAGUUUCAACUGUUUGCUACAGGAUUGGUUGUAACUGCCUUGGGCCAAGCCCAGAAUUUCGGAAGGAAAUGUCCUUGAGCGACGUGCUAACCUCCAGGCCCUUCUUUCAGUGUGGCGUCCUCGAGGCUGCUGGCCUUGGCAACCGCGUGUCCAGAAACACCUCAACUCUUUAUGACGGUGCUCUGUCGACUUAUUGGUCCUUGGAUAACACUCGAAUUUCCCCUGCAUGCAUUUUCGUUCCUCAGUCCGCCGAGGAGGUCGCCACGGCCGUGAAGGUACUGGGCGUGUCCGGCGGUAACAACGACCAAAGCUCAAAGCUUUGCACCCAUUGCUGCAAAUUCGCUGUGCGUGGUGCUGGGCAUACGGCAAAUCCUGGAGCCAACAACAUCCAGGAUGGCGUAACAAUUGACUUUAGCGCCAUGAACACCAUCAUUUACCAUGCCGACAAAAACCUCACCUCAGUCCAGCCCGGUGCCCACUGGGGCUCUGUCUACGAGGAGCUUUCAAAAAUCAACCUGAUGGUUCUUGGUGGUCGGGCAUAUACUGUCGGCGUCGGCGGACUUCUCCUCAGCGGAGGCAACUCCUUCUACUCGACAACUCGUGGCUUUGCUUGUGACGGUGUUGCCGAGUUCGAGGUUGUUCUCGCUAAUGGCAGCAUCGUGAGUGCUAGUGCUAACGAAAACGCGGAUUUAUAUCGCGCUCUAAAGGGCGGAUCAAACAAUUUUGGUGUCGUGACACGUUUCGAUCUAAACACUUUCAAAGCGCCCGCCACGCUUUGGGGAGGCUCAGCUGCGUUCCCGUUCUCGGCAAGCCCAAAAGUCAUAUCGGCGAUGCAAAAUUUCGUUACCGUUCUCGGGAACGAGGGACGCAAAUCAGAUUCGGCGAUUGCUUUCUGGACUUACACCCAGGGCGAAACCCCCGCGGACCCGCUUAUAAGCAGCGCACUGCAUAACGUCGAUGGCACAGCAGAUGCUCCAGGACUUGCCGAGUUUCUAAACAUUCCAGGCAGCGUCACGUCGGCGUUGCGUACCGACACGCUUGCUGGGUUUACUAACGAGCUCGAGUUGCCGCAGGGUAACUACAACGCCUGGCGGACGUUAACAUUCAAAAACAAUCGCGAUGUUAUGGCCUACGCCGUUGAGACCUAUUUGAGCAUGGUGAAAGAACUCGAGGCAGAGCCGUCGCUCGGUUUCACGGCGCAAUGUGUAUUUCAAGGUUUAUCGGUGGAACAGUUCCGACAGGCCGCAGCAAGCGGCGGAAAUGUGCUCGGGCUCGAGGAUCGUAGCGAAAACCUCGUCUUGUUUCUCGGAAUGGUGGCAUACAAAAACCCAAAGCUCAAAAAGCUAGUCGACGCCAAAAUGACUACCUGGGUGGACAGCAUCAAAACUUUUGCGGUCGAGAAUGGAGCCGACGACGAGUUUCUCUUUCUCAAUUACGCCGACCUCAGCCAGAACCCUCUGGGCAGCUAUGGCGACAAAAACAUUGCGUUUAUGGAGGAGGUUGCUAGCAAAUACGACCCGAACGGAGUGUUUCAACAAAAUAUGCCGGGAGGAUUUAAGUUGUCAAAUGCUGGAACAACUGCGUGUUCAAAGUGA
This is a messenger RNA of Pyricularia pennisetigena, 1598 nucleotides long. RefSeq lists its product as uncharacterized. NCBI's taxonomy places the organism in Eukaryota, Fungi, Ascomycota, Sordariomycetes, Magnaporthales, Pyriculariaceae. The transcript has 3 exons. Gene Ontology annotation, molecular function: FAD binding. The coding region runs from base 72 to 1598 and encodes 508 amino acids. The record is from RefSeq and is a predicted model, not a curated record.